Aspergillus tanneri is the source of this 564-nucleotide messenger RNA. RefSeq lists its product as uncharacterized. The transcript is spliced from 2 exons. The record is from RefSeq and is a predicted model, not a curated record. Bases 1 to 564 code for a protein of 187 amino acids. Lineage: Eukaryota; Fungi; Ascomycota; Eurotiomycetes; Eurotiales; Aspergillaceae.
AUGCCUUCGGAGGUUGGAGGUGCUGGGGGAGAUGAGGGUACGCGGAACGACGCGUCCAUAUCAACGCGUCGGAUGUUAUCUUUGAAAACGCUGGGUGCACCACCUCGUCGUCAACUUGCCCGCUAUGGAGUUAAGCCGUCAGAAAUAAUUAAGGUGAAGCAAGCACUGGCAAGGACUUAUGAAGAAUCACAAGUCACGAAGACAACAUCCAGCGAUGACAACGCGAAUAGGCACAACCUGGACGAAGAAGUCCGGCAUGGCUUGGAAACGAUGCGCAAGGAUAUUACUGAGCGCAAGGAAAGCAUUAGCCUUCAGCCACCCAACACUCUAUUCAAUCAUGAGCAACCGCACGAGGCCAACCCUGGCGCAAGCUGGGCAUCAAUAGUUGAUACUACCAAGGCGACUCCAAACCCUAAGAAUACAACACGGGCAAAACCUGAUCUACCUAUAAUUACUUUGGAUACCCAUCAUGUCGAUCAUCAGCUGAAGGAGUCUUUCCGGGAGUCUUUCCGAGAGCCGGUGGAGCUCCGAGGACUGAAGUCACAUAGUCAGAGAGAAUGUUAA